UGAAGCAGGAAGAAAGCGACCGGUCUCUCCUUUCCCUGACUCACCAGGACCCCCGCACGGACUCGGUUAAACUUUCUUCCCCGGUGUGUGUGUGAGACUCUCCCGGUUCAGACAUGGCUCCCAGCGUGCAGCUGAAGGAGGCUUUUGCCGAUGUCCACGAGGGAAUCCGCGCCAUCCUGCUCGGGCCACCCGGAGCCGGGAAAGGGACUCAGGCUCCUCGAUUGGCAGAGCGCUACUGUGUUUGCCACCUGUCCACAGGAGACAUGCUCAGGGCCAUGGUGGCUUCAGGUUCUCCGCUUGGAAAAAAGCUCAAAGAGACCAUGGAUGCUGGAAAACUGGUCAGUGAUGAGAUGGUCGUGGAGCUCAUAGACAAGAACCUGGACUCGCCACCCUGCAGGAACGGGUUCCUCUUGGACGGGUUCCCCCGAACUGUCAAACAAGCAGAGAUGCUGGACGACUUGUUGGAGAAGAGAGACGAGAAGCUGGACUCUGUGAUUGAGUUCGCUGUCGACGACUCUCUGUUGGUCAGCAGGAUCUGUGGCAGACUAAUUCAUCAGCCCAGUGGCCGCUCGUACCAUAAGGAGUUCAACCCCCCUAAAGAGCCGAUGAAGGAUGACGUGACAGGUGAACCGCUCAUGCACCGCAGCGACGACAACGAGACGGCGCUGCUCUCUCGCCUGGAUGCCUACCACCGGCAGACGCUGCCUCUGGUGCACUACUACAGCGCCCGGGGACUUCACACGGCCGUCGACGCCGCCCAACAACCGAACGUCGUCUUCGCCUCCAUCGUAGCUGCCUUCUCUGCUGCCACGGAAAUCCCCGCCCGUGCCUCCGCCAGUAAAGACCAAGUCUUCUUCAUUUAAAACCUUUUUUCAUCUUCUUCCUCUUCUACUCUCACUUUUCUCCCUGCUGGCUUUUUUUUGCGGUAAACGUGGAAAAUGGAGACUCGGGGAAACUCGCCGUAUUCCACAGUGGGAUCCCUGUUGUAGGAACAGAAAAUAUUCAGUGUCGGUUAAGAACUUUUUGCUGCUCUUCAUCACAAAACUGAGUAUUUAAGCGGGAACUUGUCUCAGUAAAACUGAUCGGUAAUGAAGUAAACACAUCAUUUUAGUUUCUGCCCAAUGUCCCCAAAGAAAUUCAUGUUUGGACCCGAGUAGAGUGUCCUUCACGUCUGAGGAGAAGCUGGUAGUAAACAUCGUUUGCCUUUC
Molecule: messenger RNA, 1208 nt
Organism: Solea senegalensis (Senegalese sole)
Lineage: Eukaryota; Metazoa; Chordata; Actinopteri; Pleuronectiformes; Soleidae
Gene: ak2
Product: adenylate kinase 2
Exons: 6
Coding region: 114-863 (249 amino acids)
Biological process (GO): ADP biosynthetic process
Cellular component (GO): mitochondrion; cytoplasm
Molecular function (GO): AMP kinase activity; ATP binding
Source: RefSeq, a predicted model, not a curated record